GAUGAUGAACUACAUAGAACAUUGUCUGAAUUCUGCUGCAUACAUAUUCGUGUAACCGUGUUUAAGAUUUCAACCAACUAAACAGUACACCGAAAUGGCCUCAUACACAACAAUACAUGCAUCGUCGUUUUCCUUCUUUUCGUCAGCAACAAGGCGCAGGCACGACGUGUUCUUAAGCUUCAGAGGCGAGGACACCCGCCACAACAUCACCAAAGGCCUCCACAGCGCCCUAGUUGACGCCGGCGUUCCCACAUUCAAAGACGAUGUCAAUCUUCAAAAGGGCUGCGAGAUCAUGUCUGAUCUGCUCAAGGCCAUACAGAUGUCAAGAAUCGCCAUCAUAGUGUUCUCCAAGAACUACGCGAGCUCAGGGUGGUGUCUGGAUGAGUUGGUCAAGAUCGUAGAGUGUAACAAGGACGCCGGUCAGCUCAUAAUGCCUAUUUUCUGCGAUGUGGAUCCUUGCGAUGUGCAGCAGCAGACGGGUACAUUUUCAGCAGCACUUGAUCAGCAUGAAAGGACUGGCAGGACUGAGGACAAGUUGGAGGCUUGGAGGACAUCGUUGACUGAAGCGGCUAGUCAACCUUAUGGCUUUGAUAUGCAGGAUGCUGCUGCUUGGCUUCAAUCAAAGUUCAUCAAGGAAAUUGUAAAACAUGUCUUGAGUAGAUAUCAAGACGCACACUUGAGUGUUUCCAUUUUCCCACCCAGAUUGGAUGCUGGUAAAGAAUACAUGAAUUCUUUGUUAGGUGUAAUAUCAGAUGACAUUCUCAUAAUAGGCAUCUGUGGAAUCGACAAAACUGAUUUGGCACAAGAAGCGUAUGACCAGAAUUUUCAUAGGUUUGAAAGCAGCAGUUUUAUUAAAGAUGUGAACAAGAUGGCAGAACAACCCAAUGGACUAGUUGCCUUGCAAAAGAGGUUCCUUUCAGAUAUGCUGGAAGUGGACAAUGUAGACAUAAAUGAUGUUAAGGAAGGAACUGAGUUGAUCAAAUAUGAAGCACGAAGAAAAAGAGUGCUUUUCAUUCUUGACAAUCUGAAUAAGCUAGACCAGUUGAAUGCACUUGCUAGGAGCCGGGAUUGGUUUGGCUCAGGAAGCAGAAUAGUGAUAACUACUAGAGAUCCACAGCUGCUAAGUGUACUUGAAGUUGAUAAUGUAUAUGGCGAACAAGGCAUAGAGGUACUUGAAACACAGUUUCAGCAGAACCUUCAGAUGAUUAAAGAUAUGGAGGAGACUAUCAGAGGGCCAUCCUUUCAGGCUCAUGAUCUAGAGAGGUCCCUUAUCGCUAAAAUAGAAGCAGAACGGAGAAAGAACAAUGCUCAGGCGCAAAUUAUAGCAGAGUUGCAGAAAAAUUCGAAAUCAAGUUUCCCCUUGUAUGCAUUAGACUCAACAACAGAUGUUCUACUAGAUGGAAAAGGGCCUGAAACUUUUGAAGGAUAUGAUGAUCACGAAGCCCUGCUCAGUAUAUUUGCUGAGAAUGAGAUGAUAAUUGGGGAUGCAAAUGUAAAUGAUCAGUUGAAGGCAAAGAUGCAAUUUCUGAAUGUUGGAGCCAAGGAUUUCAAUAAGGCAGUAAGCAGUGGUUCAUCCAGCAAAGGCAUUAAUUCAGGGAGGGAAGCAGGAACGUUUGUAAUAUAA
Molecule: messenger RNA, 1624 nt
Organism: Fragaria vesca subsp. vesca
Lineage: Eukaryota; Viridiplantae; Streptophyta; Magnoliopsida; Rosales; Rosaceae
Product: TMV resistance protein N-like
Exons: 5
Coding region: 95-1624 (509 amino acids)
Biological process (GO): defense response; signal transduction
Molecular function (GO): ADP binding
Source: RefSeq, a predicted model, not a curated record